Molecule: messenger RNA, 1161 nt
Organism: Caenorhabditis bovis
Lineage: Eukaryota; Metazoa; Nematoda; Chromadorea; Rhabditida; Rhabditidae
Source: the annotation of a GenBank genome assembly
AUGUCCGAAGACGUUCUUCAAGAUAAUUCGACAGUGGAAUGCUAUCGAAAUGAAGCCUAUGAUUUCAACAGAUAUGCAUUGAUUGUCUAUGUCGGGACGCCGAUAGCGAUUGCCGGAGUUAUAUGCAAUUGGAUAUUAUUUAGGCUCUUUUUGAAAUCGAAGAAUCUCAAGUCACCGACCCUCUAUCUUCUAGUUCUUGCCAUAUUAGAUUUACUCAUGGAUUUACUUUACAUUCCAUUCUUCACCGUCGACGCCUUGGCGAUCUAUCAUGAAAACGAACUUCUGUAUUAUAUGUGGAAUCAGUACGCGCUGUUUAUAUUUGGAUUAAGUAAAAUGAUACAAUUUGCGUCAGCCUACGUCAUCCUUUGUGCCACCAUCGAGCGCUUUAUUGUGGUUGCCGAAAUCAGUUCCCUCAAUUUUUUAAUCUCAGUGACUGGUCGAAAUGGUACCCUGAUAGCCUUGUUCACUGUAGUCAUCGCUCUCAGGCUCCCCGCGUUCUUCGAAUACUACCUUCGCUACCUUCCCAAUUGCCCAUUAUACAAGGAUUAUGAAUAUGUGCCAAUGUUGGCUAGUUGGGAGCAUUAUCAAAUGUUCAAUUUUUAUGUGAUGACGGUCCUUCACAUAUUCGUACCAUUCGCCCUUCUAUUGCUCUUAAAUAUUUCAAUAGUGGUUUUAACAAAACGAAAAUUGAAUGGAAUCGGUUGGGCGAUCACGACAUUCAUUGACAUGCCGAAAGUUAGCGAGCUUAUUCGGAAAGAAUCGCAUUCUUCUAAUAAACGCCGUCGUGAUGAGCUACGGUAUGCAACAUGGACGAUGGUGUCGAUUGCCACCACCUAUCUGUGCUGCUCAUCGCUCUCAUUGCUCAUUGGGGUUUUGGAAAAUGUGUGGCCGGAAAACUCGCUGCUGUUCGACGAGAAUGGCGAUAGCACUCGAUUCUACACCCUCUCAUCGGAUGUGAUCAGCAUUCUCGUCGCCGUCAACAGUCUUCUCCGCAUAUUCGUUUAUAUGCUAUGCAGUCCGAGCUUCAGGGAGCAAUUGUUCAAAGAAUUUCCAUUUGUCAACUUCUGCAAAUGCUGCAAGCCGACAGAGAAAGUCAAGGAGGAAAAGUUUUUCAUUGGAUAUCAGAAUAUGAUAAUGGGUGCGAGAGCCGAUAUGCUUUAA